GCCGGGCCGAGCCGCGCCGGGCGGCGGGAGCUGCGCCGCGUCCGCACCGGGCCACGCCUGGGGCUGCGAGCGGGGCACCGGCACCGGCACCUCCCGGCCACGCCUGGGGCUGCGAGCGGGGCACCGGAACCCGCACCGGGACCAGGACCCCCGAGCCACGCUGGGCUGAGAGCGGGGCACCGGGACCGGCACCAGCACCGGGACCGGGGCUCGCACAGGGAUCGGGACCUGCGCUCCCGGGCCACGCUUGGGGCCGCUGCGAGCCGGACACCGGCAGCGGGACCGGGACCGGGACUUCCGAGCCACGCGUGGGGCUGCGAGCCGGACACCGGCACCGGGACCCGCUCCGCGCCGGGACAGGUGUCCCCAUGGAGUGACCCUGCCCAGGGGUCCCGGCAGCUGUGCCAGCACGGGGGGACGCUGGCUGCCACCACCAUGAGUGACUUCUGGCACAAGCUGGGCUGCUGCGUCGUGGAGAAGCCCCAGCCCAAGAAGAGGAGGAGAAGGAUCGACCGCUCCAUGAUCGGGGAGCCCAUGAACUUCGUGCACCUGACGCACAUCGGCUCCGGGGACAUGGCUGCGGGAGAGGGGCUGCCCAUGACUGGUGCUGUCCAGGAGAUGAGGUCCAAGGGCGGCCGGGAGCGACAGUGGAGCAACUCCCGCGUGUUGUAGCGUAUUCCUGGCUUUUUCAGCCCGAACUUGAACUGCCUGACCCCCCCCCGCUGGAGGAGAAGCCGACCUGGAGUGCUUGAACCCCGCGGUAUUUAUGCAGCACCAUCCUCACCCAGCUCCCGGUGACUUUGGGUCGUCAUCCCUCUGGAAAAUCCCUCCUUCCCGGAGGUCCUGGCUGGUGACACGGGGAGGGAGCAGGGACAGCAGCCCCCAUCUCCUGCCCCACCUGGAAAGGACACAGCCACCCCCUGAAACGUGCCAGGAGCUGCCAGGCGCAGCACACGUGUCCCAAAUCCUCCCAGUUUUCCCUUUUCCCGCUCCCGUGUCUCCCACGGGCUGCAUGGUGGUGCCUCAGUUUCCCCAGGGAACCAGCCGUGGUGCAGAGGCAGCUUUGAUGCCUCCCAGAACAUCACAGAGGAGCAAAACCAGGAUUAAGCCCUGAUAUUCUGGUGCCAAACCAGAGUUAAACCCGAGAUGUUCUGGUGUCAAACCAGGAAUCGAUGUCAAACUGGGAUUAAACCCCAACUCCUUGGAGCAGAACUGGGAUUAAACCCCGAUGCUUCGGUGCCAAACCAGGAUUCGAUGUCAAACUGGGCUUAAAGCCCAAUUCCUUGGAGCAGAACCGGGAUUAAACCCCGAUGCUUCGGUGCCAAACCAGGAUCCAACCCCAAGGCUCGGCUGUCUCCGAGCCCGCAGUGCCUCCAGCCGGCAUUCCACUGCCGCCAGACUCCCACCUCCCCCCCUUUUUUUAGGAUCUGUUCUUCUUUUUAAGCUCCAAAACCCACCUGAGCAGCCUCCAUCACCUCGGGCAGGACCGUGGUGGGGUCCCCUCCACCCGGGAUUGUCCCCAGGCCGGACAGGGCCUGACCCGAGAAGGGCUCUGGAAUUCAGGCGCGGGUGUACAUAGUUUAAUUAGCGCCAGGAUUAAAUAUUAAAUAGCACGUGCUGGCUGACAGAGCCUUUCCCCUGCCCUGUGCUCUGGUGGGAGCUGGGCUUUUCCAGCCCCUGUGUUGUGCUCGGGUCAGGGUUUUUGGGGGAAAAAACAUUCCACCCUUGAAAUAAAUGCCUCGUGCUGGCCCAAGGGGUGGGUGCACGAGCUUCCCCAGGCUCCUCGCUCCCUCCUCGGCUCCUGGAGCAGCCAAAUCCACUGGGAAAAGCUGAUAUUCACAGCAGGCAGAGGCCAUGACUUUUUAUGGCACAACCAGUUUCCUCCUGGCUGGGCUGGACUCGGGAGUGUGGCUGCACUGACACCCCCUCCUUGGACACCCCAAAAUGUUCCUGUGACCCAUUGUAGAGGGGAUUGCACCCCAGGGAAAGAGGGGGUGCACCCCAAGCUCGAGUGGGGCAGCACCCCGUCCCAGAAUAAAAGCCAAGAGCCAAAACUGGAA
Pyrgilauda ruficollis (rufous-necked snowfinch) is the source of this 2060-nucleotide messenger RNA. RefSeq names its product CDC42 small effector 1 (gene CDC42SE1). NCBI's taxonomy places the organism in Eukaryota, Metazoa, Chordata, Aves, Passeriformes, Passeridae. Bases 436 to 672 code for a protein of 78 amino acids. The record is from RefSeq and is a predicted model, not a curated record. The transcript is spliced from 5 exons. Gene Ontology annotation, cellular component: plasma membrane. Gene Ontology annotation, biological process: regulation of Rho protein signal transduction. Gene Ontology annotation, molecular function: small GTPase binding.